UGGGACGGCUGCUGCGCGGGCCGGUAGAAGGGUGACCGGUGAGCAGCCGGUAGUAAGGGCCGUUUUUCCGCUAUGGCGUUUCCACAGCUGGCGGUAGGGUCGGUAAAGGCUGAAGGCCCAGGAUGGAAACACCCGAGUAAAAGGCUGCGGGGCGCUGCAGCAGGACACUGUGGUUCGGCCCCCGGGGGCGGAGCGGCUCGGCACGGCCCCGCACGGCACGGCCCGCCCCGCUCCCACACCCGCUGCCGCCGCCGCCGCCUCAUGGAGCCGCACGGGCCCGCCUGCCCCGGCAGCGUUCUCUUCGGCUGUGAGCUGACUGCCAGUACCAAAUCCUACACAUUUCAGGUGGAUGAAGAAGAUGACUCUGACCACAUUUUAGCACUGUCUGUGGUGUGCCUCACUGAUGGUGCCAAGGAUGAGUGCAACGUGGUGGAAGUCAUUGGGCGAAACCACGAGAACCAGGAGAUCGCUGUGCCUGUGGCAAAUCUGAAGUUGUCAUGCCAGCCCUUGCUGAGUCUGGACAACUUCAAGCUGCAGCCUCCAGUGACCUUUCGCCUGGCAGCAGGCUCUGGGCCAGUGCACCUCUCUGGCUGGCACAGGAUCAUGCACAGGGAAGGUGCUUCCUUUGAGGAGGAUGAUGAUGACUUGUCUGAGGAGGAUGAGGAGGAGCUUCCUCCUAUUAUGCCAGCCAAGAAGUAGGAGGAGGAAGCAGGUCUUGUCUCCAGGCAAGGUACUCACUGGGACCUUCUCUCCCUGGAUGGUUGAUGGUUUUUACCUUGGACACUGACCUUAAGACCUCAACAUUUGCUUUUUUUUUUUUUUUUUUUUUAAUGCUGUUUCAGCUUUUUAGGGGAGCAGGGGCUGCUCCAACCACUAGCCCUGGAGAGUGAUCCCAAAAGUGGAUGGAUGCUGCUGGUAUAUCCCCAAUCCCUGUUCUGGGAGUUGUGCCUUUUUGCUGCCCUGGACCUCUGCUCUGUGCACUCCCUUUCCCUGGCUGUGAUAUACUCAGUCCUGGCCCCUUCUCCAGCAGAUGUAUAUAAAACCAGCUGUGGAACAGGCACUUUCACUGAUUCUAACGUGUUUGCUUUUGCUUACUCACAGUUUGGUGCUUUUUAUGUACUUGGAAGUGUGAAAAUGGGGCCCAGGCUCUGUUCUUGACUGCAGUUAUGGUGGGGUGGGAGCUCACAGCCUGUCUGAUUUGGGGGAGGUUCUGGGUCAAUCUGGAUUGUAAAGAACUGUUAUUACACUCAAUAAAGAUCUCUCAGGCUCAGGUCUGAAGAAAGGUCA
Messenger RNA from Oenanthe melanoleuca, 1287 nucleotides. RefSeq names its product nucleophosmin/nucleoplasmin 3 (gene NPM3). Gene Ontology annotation, molecular function: RNA binding; chromatin binding; histone binding. The transcript is spliced from 6 exons. The record is from RefSeq and is a predicted model, not a curated record. Bases 73 to 699 code for a protein of 208 amino acids. Gene Ontology annotation, cellular component: nucleoplasm; nucleolus; cytoplasm. NCBI's taxonomy places the organism in Eukaryota, Metazoa, Chordata, Aves, Passeriformes, Muscicapidae. Gene Ontology annotation, biological process: chromatin remodeling.